Rosa rugosa (rugosa rose) is the source of this 2066-nucleotide messenger RNA. RefSeq lists its product as uncharacterized. The record is from RefSeq and is a predicted model, not a curated record. The coding region runs from base 470 to 1798 and encodes 442 amino acids. The transcript has 4 exons. NCBI's taxonomy places the organism in Eukaryota, Viridiplantae, Streptophyta, Magnoliopsida, Rosales, Rosaceae.
GCCACUGGUGGACAGUGCCGUGGUUUUGUUGGACUUGGUUUCAGCAUUAAGUCCCAUCAAUGCAAGUUAUUGCGAAUAUCUCAUCCUGUGAUUACAUUGAGAUCUAGUAAUGAGGCAUCAUCGAGCUCUUGUAACGUCUAUUGUAGGGCUGAGGUAUACACUAUGGGAACAGGAGUUUGGGGAAGCAUUGGAUUUGUUCCCAGUUGCGGGAGUAGUCUCCAGGCAUCAUUUGAUGCUCAUUUGCAAGGAGCUCUUCAUUGGGUUUCCUUUUGGAGUAAGAGCAGCGAGUUUAUACAUUCUUUCGACUUUGAAACAGAAAAUUUUCGACUGAGACCCCCACCUAGCAACUUUGGGCUGAUAGAGAAGCAGUAUACAGAUAGUUUGAAGUUGGGAGUGUUAAGAAAUUGUCUCAUUUUAUCUGUGUUUGCUGAUGAUUCUAGCAGAUCUGACAUGUAGGUUAUGAAGGAUUAUGGUAUCCAAGAGUCUUGGACUAGAAGUGUUGCUAUUGAAAACUUCUUUCCAAUGGAACUUAGCUUUGAUUGUUAUGAACCUAUUAUGCUUGAGUAAUGGGGAAAUUCUGAUGUUCAAUGAUGAUGAUCCUCGGGUCGUAGUUUGUUAUAAUCAAGAAGCAAAGAGUUUCAGGGAAGCUAGAAUUACUUCGACUACCUUGCCAUUGAUUCAACUUGCUUACCGUCCAUCCUUUGUUUCACUCUAUGAUGUUUCAAAAGGAGAGGAGGUGAAAAGGUUUGCAAUGGUUCCAGGAGAACUUCAUCUUGGGAAAUUGCAUCAAGAUUUACUGGACCUGCGCGGUCAUUUUGAGAAGUUAGUCCUUGAGCUUCAAAAAGCACUGUUAAAAUCUCAAGAGCAAAAGAAAGGUCUUGAGAAACAACUUGAGGAGAGUGAAAACAAAAGGAAAGAGCUUAACAAGGUAGUAUUAGACUAUGAACAUCAUAUCAAGGAUCUUAAGAAUGAUCUUGAGCAACGUGAAGCUCAAAUAAAGGAUCUUAAGAAUAGUGUUGAUCAGAGUGAAGAUGAUAUUAAGAAAGAAAUUGAUCAGGUUGGCUUUUAUGAGUCGAGGAUUGGAAAUAUGACCAAAGAGCGUAAUGGCUUAAUUAACAAGUUGAACAUCAUUGGAGCAGAGCUGAAGGAAGUGCAAGAGGACCUGGAAUUAGGCAAGAAGGUUUGGGAGGUUGAGAGGAUAGCCCUGGCUGAGAGGCUUACUAAUGCAAAGGAGAUGUGGGAGGCUGAGAAGAUAGCACUGACUAAUGAAAUUCUGACAAAAGAGCGCCAGGACUCCACUUGCAAAUACAACGAAGCUUUGAAGGAGCGAGACGCAGCCUUGAGUGAUCUGAAAAACCUGGGAGUAGAGCUAGAAGAUGUUCGAAAGGACUUGUCCGAGUCCCAGGCUGACUUGGAAUUAAGCAAGAAGGUUUGGGAGGCUGAGAGGAUAGCACUGGCUGAGAGGCUUACUAAUGCAAAGGAGGUGUGGGAGGCUGAGAGGAUGGAAAUGACUAAAAAACUUAACCAUGAGUUAAACAAGUUUGAAAUAGAGAUAAAGGAGCUCAGAGAGGAGUUGUCUGACUUCGAGAAGAUCCACAAGCAGCACAUUCAAGAAAAUGAGAACGCAUAUUGCGCAGGGUACCUGACUGGUUGGUUCAAGGAGCCUCAUGCCUACAUUGCCCUUCCAAGCCAUGAGGCAAAGGAGGUUACUCUUCUAGAUCAUGAACCUCUGGAGGCCACAUCUCCACUCUCUCACACUUGUGCCUUAAUUGAACUUUUUGGAAGUGCUGGUCCAUAGGUGCUGAUAUGCUGCCUUUGGGAUGCAUCAUCUGUAUAUGAUUAGGUUUCAGCAUUUGGGGAUUUAGAAUUAUAAAUUCUGUUAGUUCAAUAGAGCACUUGGGUUGAACAAGUUGGGUGUGUGAAAAAGCUAGCUCCCAGUUUCAACGUCUGCAGGCUAUCAUCUUCUGUGUUGUUUGCUCCCAAACAUUUUAGACUUAUAGCGAAUAUUUACAUUUUCAUCUUACAUUCAUUUAAAUAUUGAAAUAGAUCAAUCGAUUGAAAAAAUC